Messenger RNA from Anthostomella pinea, 978 nucleotides. Lineage: Eukaryota; Fungi; Ascomycota; Sordariomycetes; Xylariales; Xylariaceae. The record is from the annotation of a GenBank genome assembly.
AUGGCCGAGAAAAAGCUGAUUACUGUGUUCGGUGCCACUGGCCUCCAAGGGGAUAGUGUCGUCGAGACCUUUCUGAACGAUCCCAAGUUGAGGGAAGAAUGGGCUGUUCGUGGUGUGACUCGCGAUGUCAACAAGGCCUCCGCGAAAGAGCUUGCUAAGAGAGGUGCCGAUGUUGUCUCGCUGACAACCUGGCGCCAGGGUGAUAUGAACGACACAGAGAGCCUCGUCAAAGCUAUGAAAGGCUCACACACCGUCUUUGCGAACACCAACUAUUGGGAGGCAUGCGACAAAGCUGGGGAGGUCCAGCAGGGCAAGAACCUGGCCGAUGCCGCCAAGGAAGCCGGUGUUCAGCACUACAUCUGGAGCACUCUCGAGAACGUGAACAAGCAGACCAACGGAAGACUUCCCGACGUCUACCACUUCGAUUCAAAGGCCGAAGUCGAUGAGCACGUCAAGUCCUUGGGAAUUCCAGCCACGUUAUUCCUCGCGGGCUUUUACAUGUCAAACUUCUUUGGUGUAGACCAGGUCUUCAGACCGGUACCACCAGAUAACACCUGGACUAUGGGUCUACCUAUGGCUCCUUCGGUCGAAUUGCCCCUAUUCCAUACUGAUGGCGCCGACAAAUACAUCAAAGCAAUUGUCAACAACCGACACAAGCUGCUCGGUCAGAAGUUCCUCGGCGCGACCAAUUACAUGACGCCUCAGGGCAUGCUCGACGGGUUCAAAACCGCGUUUCCCAAAGCCGGUGCGACCGCGCGCUAUGUGGAGAUGGCCAAGGAGGAAUGUAUGGAUAUAUACAGAAACAAAGGGGCGCCGGAGUAUGUCGCGCUCGAGGUGUACGAGAUGUUCCGGUUUUAUGAGGAAGCUGGGUACUAUGGCGGCGCCUCGCUUGGCGGGACACACGCGCUCGUGGAGGACCCUUUGACCACUUGGGAUGACUAUCUCAGACAGGAGCCUGCGUGUGCCGGACUUGAAUAG